This is a messenger RNA of Striga hermonthica, 834 nucleotides long. The record is from the annotation of a GenBank genome assembly. Lineage: Eukaryota; Viridiplantae; Streptophyta; Magnoliopsida; Lamiales; Orobanchaceae.
AUGUAUGAUGCUUCCUGUGAUACCCAUUUUGGCUUCUGCUGUGACAUUGAUGAAGAAAUAGCUCAGGCACUAGCAAGUGUGCCUGGAGUAUUGACAGUUAAACCAGAUCCUGAUUUUGAUUCGACGAAGAAAGAUUACAGCUCGCCAAAGUUUGAAUUGAGUGCCGAAUUAACAAAUAGCCCUUUUAAUAGAAGAACAUUACUGUUUCCUGCUGGCACUACUAAGCACUGGCUCGUUCGAGUGGACCGACCAGCAAUUGGAGCCAUUAGAAAGGCCCAAAUCGUUGAUUAUUAUGCCCAAGUCCUAAAGAGAGUUUUGAGGAAUGAGAAAGAUGCUCAGAUGUGUAUGUAUCAUGUUUCGUGGGAAUCCAACUAUGGUUUCUGCUGUGAGCUUGAUGAUGAGUGUGCUCGAGAGUUACUUGCUGUGCCUGCUGUCCUAUCAGUUGAACAAGAUGAAAAUUUCGGUUCUGAUAUUAAGGAUUAUGGAGGUGAGAGUUCUAGAGCCUCGGAAGAAUCUUCAGCAUCAAAUCUAACAAGCAAUAUCAAAACAAAGAAGCUCUUUGUGACAGGUCUGUCCUUCUAUACAUCUGAGAAAACCUUACGCACAGCAUUUGAAGGUUUUGGUGAACUUGUGGAAGUUAAAGUCAUAAUGGACAAGAUUUCCAAAAGGUCCAAAGGUUAUGCCUUUUUGGAGUACACCACUGAGGAGGCUGCUAGUACCGCUCUAAGAGAAAUGAACGGGAAGAUCAUCAAUGGUUGGAUGAUUACAGUCGAUGUUGCAAAGAAAAAUCCUCCCAAGUUUAGCAGGGGCCAACCAAGACCAGCUACAUCCUGA